AUGGAUGCUUUCGAAAGACAGGAUUUUCAAGCUGCAAAAUACUAUGAUCUGCAUGGGCUUUGCUGCCAUUUCGCCUUUCAUAAUACUCCGUCUGAAAGAAGACUUUGCAUUAUACCAAACACCGAAACACUGCUUUCGAAGUUGAAUGGCCUUAAAUCUCCUUGUGUCAUCAACGUUAAAGCAAGUACUAUAUUUGAGUUUGGUACUAUCCCUGAUGAAUUUAUUCAUUGUAAAGCGGAGAGAAUGCUUUUAAUUUGGGAUUUUGAUGUGGAUCGUGUAUUGACAGAAAAUACGAGGGCUGUGGAUGCGGUUACUCCUGAUUUUGAUGACAUCGAAGAAACUCCGUUGCUUAAUAUCAACGCAGUAAGUUGCAAUUGUUCAAACUUUUAUCCCACUCAGAAAGUACUUCUACCUCCUUUAGAUAACACAUCUGAAUCAGGGAGCUCUCAAGCCUCUCAAGAACCAAGUGAAAGUAACGAAAACGAUUUUGGUCAUGAAAGAACAAAAAAUAGAGACAUUGAUGAUCAUCAUUGGUUCUCUGAUGAAUCUGAAGAAAGAGAUCUACUUGAGCAUUUGGCUGAACUAGAAAAUGCUGGAGAGGAGAAUGGGGAUGAACAAAGUAAAAGAAAUGAAACUGUCAAUGGGCAAAUUAGUAAUGAGGACAGUGAAGAAGAAAGUGAAGAAGUUGAAAGUGAUGAGGAAGAAAGCACUCAUGCUCUACCAUUCAAGUGCAUUGGAGCUGCUCAUGAACAAAGUUACCAACAUCAUCUGGAACAGGCAUAUCUUUCCCUUGAAUAUAAUGAAUCAGUAAAUGUUAGACUAAGACCAGAGCCGGAGAAUCCUCGGAACCAAAAUGCAAUUGCUAUUGAUCUUCAUUAUGGAACUCAAUGGGAAAAUGUUGGAUAUAUAGCUUCUGAACAUUGCAAGUACAUCCACUGA
Messenger RNA from Dendronephthya gigantea, 939 nucleotides. RefSeq lists its product as uncharacterized. The transcript has 4 exons. Lineage: Eukaryota; Metazoa; Cnidaria; Anthozoa; Malacalcyonacea; Nephtheidae. The record is from RefSeq and is a predicted model, not a curated record. Bases 1 to 939 code for a protein of 312 amino acids.